Messenger RNA from Drosophila novamexicana, 3711 nucleotides. Its product is annotated as pre-mRNA-splicing factor ATP-dependent RNA helicase PRP16. Gene Ontology annotation, molecular function: RNA binding; ATP binding. Gene Ontology annotation, biological process: mRNA splicing, via spliceosome. The coding region runs from base 1 to 3696 and encodes 1231 amino acids. The record is from RefSeq and is a predicted model, not a curated record. Gene Ontology annotation, cellular component: intracellular anatomical structure; spliceosomal complex. Lineage: Eukaryota; Metazoa; Arthropoda; Insecta; Diptera; Drosophilidae. The transcript is spliced from 5 exons.
AUGUCCGAGGAUGAUGCAGGCGUGCAUCGCUUGGAGGGCACCAUGGUCCAGGAGCAGCGCGGCGGCCUGGUGCUCAAGAGGCCCAAGGACAGCAGCAGUGCCAGCGGAAGCGGCGGCUGCUUUAAAGUUCCGCAGGGCUCGCUACUUGGCCUGGACAAGCUAGCCGCAAAGCGACGCGCUGAAAAGGCGUGUGCCGAGCGCCUGAUCUCCUUUCAGGACACUGAGUACGAUGACGGUGGCACGCCCUCAAGCACACCUAACGCCACAACGCCUGCCAGCGAAUUUGCCUUUAAGAAACCGGACACUAAGAGCUUCGAGAAGCUGAGUCGUCAGCUGCGCGAGCACAAAGACGAGACGCCAUCGCACACGGGCGGCGUCUCGGAGAAGGCCAGAGAACGGCUGCGCGAGCACAUCCAGCGGGAUCGGGACCGGCACAAGGGUGCAGUGCACAAGACGACGCGCGAUGACUCAGACAGUAAACGGGAUCGCGAGAGGGAUAGAGACAGGGAUAGAGAGCGUGAGCGGGACAGACAGCGACGCGGCGACGAGCGACGCAAGCGAGCACGGGAACAGGAUCAGGAACAGUCCCACAGAGACGGCAGACGCAGGGAUCGAGAACGUGAUCGGGAUCGUUCUGCUUCGGUGCGUAGCCUGCACACGCCCAGGGAGCCGGGUACACCAGGUGGCACUGGCGGUGUGUUAAAUAGCUCCUGGGACGAUGACGAUGCCGAGGGCGGCGGUGUUCGCAAAUCUGAUUGGGACUUCCCAACGCCACGUGGCGCUGGCUCCGGCUACGGCACCGGCGAUUGGUCCGAUAGAGGCAACAGUCGCAGCCGGAGUUUCAAUGCGGAUGACACAGCGCGCGCAACGCCAGCGCAUCGCUAUAAUCAAUGGGCACACGAUCGCAAGCGCAGCGGUGCCACGCCCUGGACCGGAGAUGCCGAGUCCCGUGACCUGUGGGAGGAGGAACAGCGACGCCUCGACCGCGAAUGGUAUAACAUUGACGAGGGCUACGAUGACGAGAACAAUCCGUUUGGCGGCACCAAUGCCGAUUACUAUCGCCGGCGCGAGGAACAGCUGGAGCAGAAGCGCAAAAAGCGCAUCAGCGCCCAGCAGCGACAGAACAACCGGGACAAUGAGCUGUGGGAGCGCAAUCGGAUGCUCACAUCGGGCGUUGUCACCUCGAUCAAUGUCAGCGACGAUUUCGAUGAGGAGGCGCUCGAGCGCGUCCAUUUGCUGGUGCAUCAUAUAGUGCCACCAUUUUUGGACGGACGCAUUGUGUUCACCAAGCAGCCGGAGCCGGUGGUGCCAGUCAAAGAUCCCACCUCCGAUAUGGCAUUGCUGGCGCGCAAAGGCAGCGCCCUGGUGCGCAAUUAUCGGGAGCAAAAGGAGCGCCGCAAGGCGCAAAAGAAGCACUGGGAGCUGGGCGGCACUAAGCUGGGCAACAUAAUGGGCGUGCAGCGGCCGCAGGAUGAGGAUGAUGCCAAAUUCGACAAGGAACACGACACCGCCGACUAUCGCAAGGAUCAAAAGUUUGCGGAUCACAUGCGCGACAUGCAGGACACCAAAAGCGGCGGCAAAAGCGAAUUCUCACGCAAGAAAACCAUCGGCGAGCAGCGUCGCUUCCUGCCAGUCUUUGCCUCGCGCCAAGAGCUCCUCAAUGUCAUACGCGAGAACUCGGUGGUCAUCAUUGUCGGCGAAACCGGCAGCGGCAAGACGACGCAGCUAACCCAAUAUUUGCACGAGGAUGGCUACAGCAAGCGCGGCAUGAUUGGCUGCACCCAGCCGCGCCGUGUGGCCGCCAUGUCUGUGGCGAAGCGCGUCUCCGAUGAGAUGGACACACAAUUGGGCGAGGAUGUCGGCUAUGCCAUACGCUUUGAGGACUGCACUUCGGAGCGCACCGUCAUCAAGUACAUGACCGAUGGUAUUUUAUUGCGUGAGAGCCUGCGCGAUCCGGAUCUGGAUAGCUACGCGGCCAUUAUUAUGGAUGAGGCGCACGAGCGAUCGCUCUCAACGGAUGUGCUCUUCGGAUUGCUGCGCGAGAUUGUGGCGCGGCGACAUGACCUGAAGCUGAUUGUGACCUCGGCCACGAUGGACUCGAGCAAGUUUGCGACAUUCUUCGGGAACGUGCCGACGUUUACCAUACCGGGACGUACGUUUCCGGUGGAUGUGAUGUUUAGCAAGAACGCGUGCGAGGAUUAUGUGGAAUCGGCCGUUAAGCAGGCGCUUCAGGUGCAUCUGACGCCCAACGAGGGCGACAUGCUGAUCUUUAUGCCCGGCCAGGAGGAUAUCGAGGUCACCUGCGAGGUGCUCGAAGAACGACUCAGCGAGAUAGAUAAUGCGCCCGAGCUGAGCAUAUUGCCCAUCUACUCGCAGCUGCCCUCCGAUCUGCAGGCGAAGAUCUUCCAAAAGUCCGCCGACGGCGUACGCAAAUGUGUGGUGGCCACCAACAUUGCGGAAACAUCGCUCACAGUCGAUGGCAUCAUCUAUGUGAUCGACUCCGGCUACUGCAAGCUGAAGGUCUACAAUCCGCGCAUAGGCAUGGAUGCCCUACAGAUCUAUCCGAUCUCCCAGGCGAAUGCCAAUCAGCGUUCCGGUCGUGCCGGUCGCACGGGUCCCGGCCAGGCGUUCCGCCUCUACACGCAGCGCCAAUACAAGGACGAGCUGCUGGCACUCACCGUGCCCGAAAUACAGCGCACCAAUCUGGCCAAUACGGUGCUGUUGCUCAAAUCCCUGGGCGUGGUCGAUCUGCUGCAAUUCCAUUUCAUGGACCCACCGCCACAGGAUAACAUCCUAAAUUCGCUCUACCAGCUGUGGAUAUUGGGCGCAUUGGAUCACACCGGCGCCCUGACCACUCUGGGCAGGCAAAUGGCCGAGUUUCCGCUGGAUCCGCCACAGUGCCAGAUGCUCAUCGUUGCCUGCCAAAUGGAGUGCAGCGCCGAGGUGCUUAUCAUAGUAUCCAUGUUGUCUGUACCCUCCAUAUUCUAUAGACCCAAGGGGCGCGAGGAGGAGGCGGAUGGUGUACGCGAAAAGUUCCAGGUGCCCGAAUCGGAUCAUCUAACCUAUCUGAAUGUCUACCUGCAGUGGAAGCAGAACAGCUAUAGCUCCACGUGGUGCAACGAGCACUUCAUACACAUCAAGGCGAUGCGCAAGGUGCGCGAGGUGCGCCAACAGCUAAAGGACAUCAUGACGCAGCAGAAAAUGAACGUGAAGUCAUGCGGCACCGACUGGGACAUUGUGCGCAAGUGCAUCUGCUCCGCCUAUUUCUACCAGGCGGCACGUCUGAAGGGCAUCGGCGAGUACGUGAAUCUGCGCACAGGCAUGCCCUGCCAUUUGCAUCCGACGUCGGCGCUAUACGGUCUGGGCACCACGCCCGACUAUGUGGUCUACCAUGAGCUCAUUAUGACCGCCAAGGAGUAUAUGCAGUGUGCCACCGCUGUCGAUGGCUACUGGCUGGCCGAGCUGGGGCCCAUGUUCUUUUCGGUGAAGGAGACCGGACGCAGCGGCCGGGACAAAAAGAAACUGGCCGCCGAGCAUCUAAAGGAAAUGGAGGAGCAAAUGUUGCAGGCCCAGCACGAGAUGGAGGAGCGCAAACAGCAGGCGGCACAGCGCGAGGAGCAGCUGGCGGGCAAACAGGAAAUCGCCACGCCCGGCAAUGCAACGCCACGCCGUACUCCGGCACGCAUCGGCCUCUAGCCUGGCCAUAGCCCA